CAGAGGCGGAAGAGGUGGCCCGUGAGCCGGGGAAGGGGCUGGCCCCGGAAAGAGGAGGAAACCCUGAAAAGAAAACAGCAACAAGCUGAGCUGCUGUGACAGGGGAAGAAGAUGGCGGCGUCGAAGGGGAGCCUCUGGGUCAGGGCCCAACUGGGGCUCCCGCCGCUGCUGCUGCUGACCAUGGCCCUGGCCGGAGGCUCGGGAACCGUUUCGGCUGAAGCGUUUGAUUCGGUCUUGGGUGAUACGGCGUCUUGCCACCGGGCCUGUCAGCUGACCUACCCCUUGCACACCUACCCCAAGGUGCCUGCCAGUUUGUACACAGUGGAUCACACAGAAGAGGAGUUGUACGCAUGUCAGAGAGGUUGCAGGCUGUUUUCAAUUUGUCAGUUUGUGGAUGAUGGAAUUGAUUUAAAUCGGACCAAAUUGGAAUGUGAAUCUGCAUGUACAGAAGCGUAUUCCCAAUCUGAUGAGCAAUAUGCUUGCCAUCUUGGUUGCCAGAAUCAGCUGCCAUUUGCUGAACUGAGACAAGAACAACUUAUGUCCCUGAUGCCCAAAAUGCAUCUACUCUUCCCUCUAACCCUGGUAAGGUCAUUCUGGAGUGACAUGAUGGACUCUGCACAGAGCUUCAUAACAUCUUCAUGGACUUUUUAUCUUCAAGCUGAUGAUGGAAAAAUAGUUAUAUUCCAGUCUAAGCCAGAAAUCCAGUAUGCACCACAGUUGGAACAGGAGCCUACAAAUUUGAAAGAAUCGUCGCUAAGCAAAAUGUCCUCAGAUCUUCAAAUGAGAAGUUCACAAGCACACAGGAACUAUCUUGAAGACGGAGAAAGUGAUGGCUUUUUAAGAUGCCUCUCUCUUAACUCUGGGUGGAUUUUAACUACAACUCUUGUCCUCUCGGUGAUGGUAUUGCUGUGGAUUUGUUGUGCAACUGUUGCUACAGCUGUGGAGCAGUAUGUUCCUUCUGAGAAGCUGAGUAUCUAUGGUGACUUGGAAUUUGUGAACGAGCAAAAGCUAAACAGAUACCCAGCUUCUUCUCUUGUGGUGGUUAGAUCUCAAGCUGAAGAUUAUGAAGAAGCAGGACCGCUACCGACAAAAGUGAAUCUUGCCCAUUCAGAAAUUUAAGCUUGCUUUUUUUUUUUUUUAAAGAAAAGUGUCAUAGACAUCUAAAUUUCCAUUCCUCAUAGAGCUUUUAAAAAUGGUUUCAUUGGUUAUAGGGCUUAACAAUCACUAUAAAUUGCAAAUAAAGUUACCCAAAUCUGUAAAGACUGUAUUUGCUGUAACUUUCCCUGUAACUUUUUCCCAGUAAUUUAAGAGAUGGAUAUUUGGAAUUGUAUUUUUAUUUUAAUAUCUGUAGCUACUUCUUUAAUUAUUAUUUGCAUUGUUUUUGUUUGUUUUCUUUCUUAGCCAAAUUCUAUGAGCUGAUCAUUGUUUUUCCCCACCUCUCACCAUGAUGCCAUCAAUCACCUUAGUUCAUAAGCUGAAUGCUCAGUAGAAUAUGAUGCUUCUGCUCAGAAAUAGCCCACAACCUGUAAUUUGAAAUUUAGCAGAAAAUGCCCUUGGAUGAUACUACAUUUUCAGUUGUAUUGAACUGAAAUUAUUAAAAUUUUAUUUGGAUAAUUAUGUGCUGAAAUUUGAGUUUAAUAGACUCCUGAUUUUCCAGAUCUUCCCUCUCACCCCUACUCAACGCAGACAAAAAUUAUGAAAUGUUCUGUUUCUAUCUAUUGCUGUAUAAUAUGAUGAUCAGGGAACAAAUUGAAGCAAAAAUGAUUCUCUCAGAAGUGCAUUUUAUGUUAUUUGCACAGCCUAUAGACUUUUGUUGGAUGAGUCUUUCCAAAGAACUUUUUUCUCUGUUUGAAAGCAUAUCAAGUAUAAGUUUAAAGAUAUUUUCAGAGGAAACUUCAUUUUGACAGUAAGAAUUAGACUCUUGUGAUGCAGAAUUAAGUAUAGAUUUCACUUGGCAAAAGCUAUUAUUAUCAUUCCUUUAUAAUAACACAGAUUUAAAAAUAAGAGUGAUAUCUGGUGAUACAGUAUACCAGAAUCUUAAAUUAACAUGAUUCUGUGUCAUUAUACCAUGAAAUGUUAAAUAACUUUGCAAACCAAUACCUUCCUUAUGAGCAGGGGUGUUGCUGAAAACUGCAGUAGUACUUGUUGACUAAAGAGUGAGUCACACAUGUACCUUACAGCCUAGUCAUCAGCUUUCUCU
Molecule: messenger RNA, 2200 nt
Organism: Hipposideros armiger (great roundleaf bat)
Lineage: Eukaryota; Metazoa; Chordata; Mammalia; Chiroptera; Hipposideridae
Gene: TMEM59
Product: transmembrane protein 59
Exons: 9
Coding region: 112-1119 (335 amino acids)
Biological process (GO): positive regulation of autophagy
Cellular component (GO): lysosome; late endosome
Source: RefSeq, a predicted model, not a curated record